GCGACAGACAUGGGUUCUGGUGAGAGACGCGGAGGGCAUGGAAGAAGAGCUGGAGGUGGCAUAGGACAUCACCGUCGGCAUCAUCAUCACCACAUUGGUCAUCACAGACCCCACGGUAUUCAUCAUCAUCACUUCCAUGGUCAUCAUCACCAUGGAUUUAUUUUCGGACGAAGGAGAAUGCUGUGGCGACGUUCAAGACGUCAUCACAACAGCGGCGGCGGUGGCUUGGCAGUCGCCAUAGGAACACCCACCGCCUACAACGUCCAUCCCGUUGCUCAAGUGUUACGUCUAGUUAUAGUGCUCGGAAUCGUCUUCGUCUUCAUGGGAAUCAUCAUGGCGAUGACAGGCUUGUUGAACGCUGUUAGCGCGACAAUGAUAGCUGGAUUUGUGUUGUUGGGUAUCGGUGUUUGUGCCCUAAUCAUUGGUCUAGUCAUCGCAUGCCGACCCAUUGAAGACCCGAAUGAAAACGUGACACUAGAGGAAGGUCAAGCACCGUCAGUACCUCAAGCAGACGUAAACAUUACAGGAGGACAACAGCAGAUGUCGUUUCCCAUGGCAAAUCCUGUACACCCACAACCACAAAUGUAUUUCCCGCCUGUAAACCCAACACACGCGAAUCCGGGUGAUCCGGGUGUCCCGUAUCCACAUUCCUCGUUUCCAGGCAUGCCGACUCCUCCGAGCACUGAUAAUACGGGCUACAACAACGCAGCAUCUUAUCUUCAAGUGAAACCAGUGGCACACCCUAGUGAUGACCAACCGCCGUCAUACGAAGAUGCGACAUCGUGACUUAUCAAAAUAAGCGGUCGUUGUCAUGCCAACCGUGUAACUAAUUUAGGUGUGGAUAAUGGUUCUAUGGACGUACGUGUGUGCAGUAGAACUAAGUAUGGUAAGUCACUGAUGUGUACUUAUGGUAUUACGUUUAAUGUUUUUAUUGUUCUAUAUUGAUAUGGUCACGUGAUUAUGUGGGUACUGUACUGCAGACUAAAUAACAUUUUGAAAUGAUGCUGCUGAAUUGAGAAUCUUGAUCAUGCAUUCCGUAUAAUGAUAUCUAGUGUACACACA
Messenger RNA from Corticium candelabrum, 1062 nucleotides. RefSeq lists its product as uncharacterized. The record is from RefSeq and is a predicted model, not a curated record. Bases 10 to 786 code for a protein of 258 amino acids. NCBI's taxonomy places the organism in Eukaryota, Metazoa, Porifera, Homoscleromorpha, Homosclerophorida, Plakinidae. The transcript is spliced from 2 exons.